UCCUCAAACUGUGUGCAGUUAACGCUAGUAAGGGUAAGAUUGGGGUACCAAAACGCCAAGCAUAGCCCCAAUUUGUUAACCUAGUGAAGCUUGUUGGUCGGGCACGGUUAUACGGUACAUGGGAGAAAGACGUGCCUGACAGUCUAAUCUGUGGCGAGAAGGACUCAGGCAAGGCCCAGUGACGCCACCAGAGGGCAGACUUUCUUUCUUUCUUCUUCUCAGCAUAACAAAUCACUUUACCUUCACAUGGACUUAACAGUUUUUCGUUACUGUAUCGUUUUCAAAUGUAUUAUCCUAUUGUAAUGGCAGUUUUCACACAGAAUACCCCGAGUCAAUUAAUAAGACAGCUUAAUCUUUAAUGAUAUAACUUAAGUUAUAUAACUUAGCUUUAUUGAAUAUACUUCUGGUUGAAUUAACUUGAUUUCUCCUCUUGUGUGCUGUGUGCUGUGUGUUGGAGGGGGUGGAAAAAAAACCCUUCAAACAAAUAGGAAAGCGCGUGACUCCUUGUGGCAGUCUUAAACGCACGAGCUGGCGCCCCUUCAUAACCACGUGCGUGUGCUCGCUACGUGUUUUCUCCGGCGCUGACACACAACGGAGGCGCGUUCACGUGUUCGCCACCGGCUCCUGCGCUGCGAGAGAGAGAGAGAGAGAGAGAGAGCGAGAGAGCAUCACCAAAACACUGGCAUACAGCGUCCUCUGGCCGGAUAUCGAGAGAGGACAACAGGGAAUUCAGAGGUUAAAUUAAAAACAACAACAAAGGAGGACACGGGAGGCUGUGCGCCGGGGAGAGACUCGAGCAUCCAUCCUCGCAGCAGCAGCAGCAGCAGCUCGUGAUACCGUUUGUAGUAGCAGGAGCAGAUUCGGGGAUUGUCCGUGUCGGUUGCCCGGUGCUCCACACACCCUGUGCCUUUGAAGCAGCAGCGGGGAGGAGGGGAGGACCAGAGAGGAGGCUGUGCAGAGAGGAGGAGGAGGAGGACCAUGGAGGGGAUGCAGGCAUACGGAGCCGGGAAAGCCGGAGGAGCCUUCGACCCCGUCACCUUCUUCCAGCAGCCUCAGACCAUUCUCCGCAUAGUGUCUUGGCUUUUCUCCAUCGUGAUCUUCGGCUGCAUUGCCAACGAGGGCUACAUCAACCGCCCCAAUGAAGUGGAGGAGUAUUGCAUCUUCAACCGCAACCAGAAUGCCUGCAAUUAUGGCGUAGUUAUGGGCUCCAUGGCGUUUCUCUGCUGCAUGGCCUUCCUGGCUCUGGAUGUCUACUUUCCCCAGAUAAGCAGCGUCAAAGACCGUAAGAAGGCAGUGCUGGCUGACAUCGGGUUGUCAGCGUUCUGGUCCUUCAUGUGGUUUGUGGGUUUCUGCUUCUUGGCAAACCAGUGGCAGGUGACCAAGCAUGAGGACAAUCCACUGAGGGAGGGAGGGGACGCUGCCCGGGCAGCCAUUACCUUCUCCUUCUUCUCCAUCUUCACCUGGGGUGCUCAGACUCUCUUCUCUAUGGAGAAAUUAAAGAAUGUGUCGUUUGAAGAGGAAUACACCAAGCUGUUUCCCCCUCAGCCCAAUCAGCCUUUUGUCUGACUCUGCUUUGUCUUCUCCCCGUGCUGCCCUAACCAUCCACAGCUGGUUCUACACACUCCUGUUACUUACUACUGUGGCUGCACUUGUUUAAGUGUGCCCCGUAACAUGAAAUAGUGCUGGAAGUAAGCGUAUAAGAACAGUUGUACCAUCAUUGUUGGCAGUAGGAUAUUGCUUAAUGUUUUUGCCUAUCAUAGUUAGAUAACUUACUUCCUGACUCAAGGACAUUAUAAUGAUAAUGUAUGUGCAGGUAGGUUGAUUCAGUUGUUGAUCAAUAGGCAUGACUCAACAGUUACAUCGCCAAAUGCUGAGAUUUCUGGCCUUAAACACCUACUUAGAUUGCUGUAAUCCGUUUUGGUAUGAAAGCUCCCAGCUUGCUGGAAUUUUAAAAUGCUCCUAACCAAAAACUAAUGUUACAUAUUCAUGUAGAUGUCUUUUUAAAAUUUUGAUAGAACAAGGAGUCAAAAGAUAAAGAAAAGCCUGCAUACUGAAUGUAUCUUUUGGUAUAUUUGGUUAUUCAGUUUUAAGAUGUUGACCACAAAAACUUUUUUGUUCUCCAUCUGCCAUGUGCUUUCUGUUUUGGCCAGUUUUUACUUAAGUCAAAGCAGGCAGGUCAGCAGUGUGUUGCUGAGGUGGGUAGGUGUAUGACCGGCACACACACACUCUUCUCAGCUACCAAACCUGGAGCAUUUAAACAAGUGCAGUCUCAAUUUACAGAGCAGGCCACCACUUCCUCUCAUCAUUAACCUGAAGGUUUACAGAGUGAUUUGUGCUUUGUCUUUUCACUGUAGGGGUUGGAAUUAUUAAGUUUUAUAUGAAACAGCUGUUUAAAACUUGAUUCAUCCGAUCAUUGUAAUGAGUUUUUAUAAAUUUGCAUCACUUAAAACUGGUUUUUAAUUGCCUUAAAGGAAUAGUUUCUGGCCUCUACAUAGCUGAGAUGACUUAUACCACUAUAAUAUGAAGCUUGAGCCGGUAGCUGGUUAUCUUAGUUUAGCAUAAAGACUGAAAACAGGGUUAGACAGCUCGGCUGUCUCUGUCUGGAGUCAACAAAAUCCAUCUACCAGCACCUCUGAAGCUCUCUUGUUAACAAAUUAUAUCUUAUUUGUUCAAUUUAUGCAAAGUAAAGACAACAUUUUGGAGUGUUGUGGGGGGAUAUGUGCCGGACAGUUUCUUGGCCACGAUCAGUUACAUCCCGUAGUGACAGGACUUCAACCAGCUGCUGGCACCAGCCUCAUAUUGGCAGACACUAAAUUAGUAUCAAUCUUCUGUGUAUUUCCCAGAAUGUCAAACUAUUCCUUUGAUUUCUCCAGUUUUGUGUUUUUCUGUAACUCUAUGCACGUCCAUGCUUUCCAAUCUUCAUAACUAUUUUAUUACGUUUAGUAGCUAGAUUAGUUGUUCUUUUUUAUGGCUUUUUGAGAUCGGCUUCGCAGUUUAAGCAGACAGUUUUAAGACAAUUUAAUUGAAGUAUCAAACUGUUUUAUAGCAUAUUCAUAUGAUUUUUAUGGCUUGUAACUGUGCAUGUUAUUGGGUCAUAAAUACAUUUUUAUUACAUGUAUACUAAAUUUAAAUGUUCCACAUCCAUAUUAACACAAAAAAAUCUGAAAUAUUCAGUCAGUAAAUUGUGUUAUUAUUUUCUCAAACAAGAAUAAUAACAACAGUUUCUCUCAAAAUGUAUUGACUUGUUUUCUGCAAUCAACCAACCCAAUAAAAUAUUUGAUGGAGAGUGGUGUAUCAGACUGAAAGACACCAAACCGACAGAUUUGAUCUGUCUGCAACAUCUGAUUGAGCCAAGACACACAAGUAAAUAAAACCCUUGUGAAAGUUCCCAUCACUGAGAGCUUGAAUCAGCUCAGCUCUCUGUGGUUUUCUCUUUUCUCUCUGAGUGUGUUUGUGUGCUCAUGAUGUCUUUGGCUUUUGCCCACUGUUACCUUGAAACAUCUCUAAUUAUCAACAAAAAUGAGAUUUGUGGUAUUUUAUAGUGCAUGGCUUCAGCUGCAUAAUGCACGCAGUUACAGUUUAAUUGCUUGGUCCCUAUCCCACUGUGGACUGGAGUGGUGCUAAGGUGGUGUUUCUCAUUAUGGAGCUCAACAAUGGAUAAAUAGUCUUUUUGCACUACUGCCUAUAGAACUAACGUGCUCUGACUGACUAAAUGAUUCUCUCAUCGUAUCUAAUAAGCUUCACAAGCUUUCCAAGCCAACUAAUCAAUGUUUCCUUUUCUCUCUUUGUUCUCUCUCUUCUCCCAAAACAUCUGCUCUAACACCACUGCAUCUCUGCUUCCCAUUCUAUCCAUUUCUCCACCUUUCACCCAUCUGUUUAUCCUCUUCGCCUCCCUGUCGUCUUCCAUCUGCAAUCCCUCACUCCCCAAGGCGGGCCAGUCCUUCCUGGCCUUCCAGAGGUACAAGCUUGGGGCCGAUUCAGCCCUCUUCUCCCAGGAAUACACGGAUCCCAGCCAAGACGCAGCCGGAGCCCCUUACACCUCCUUCAGUGGGGAUGACCUCGAGAGCCCAGGAGGAGGAGGAGGGGGCCAGCCCAACAGCGAAGGGGCCUUUGAUGGCACCGGUGGCUACCAGCGUCAGGACUACUGAGAUAUUGGGGGGGAAAUCACAUCACUAUCACACUAAAAAUACUGAGUCAAAAUUGACCCAGUUUGGGUCAACAUGGCACCGAUGCAAUACCUGUACCAAUGGGUAGUUUUGACCCAGUGUUAGACACAACAAGCUUAAAGGUAAACUUUUUUCAACCAGCUUUGUGUCAUUAUAACGUGGGUAGUGUAUGCAAAUGAACAAUGUUUACCUUCUUUCCAUGUUGCCUGCACCUACAGCUUCUCAUGCAUUUGCCAGAAGAAGUCUUUUUCCUAUUUUGUCCGUGGAGGCUAGGAUACAAAAAAAGCAUAAGUACAAUCUGUAGUUCGAACAACAGCCCUAGAGCCAUGGAGAGUCAGGUGGACUUUCGCCAGAAAAUGAAGGGGAAGCUCUGGGUGCAGGCAACAUGGAGAGA
Messenger RNA from Morone saxatilis (striped sea-bass), 4560 nucleotides. RefSeq names its product synaptogyrin-1-like. The coding region runs from base 979 to 1566 and encodes 195 amino acids. Gene Ontology annotation, cellular component: neuromuscular junction; synaptic vesicle membrane. The record is from RefSeq and is a predicted model, not a curated record. The transcript is spliced from 4 exons. NCBI's taxonomy places the organism in Eukaryota, Metazoa, Chordata, Actinopteri, Moronidae.